Molecule: messenger RNA, 2592 nt
Organism: Trypanosoma rangeli
Lineage: Eukaryota; Euglenozoa; Kinetoplastea; Trypanosomatida; Trypanosomatidae
Exons: 1
Coding region: 1-2592 (863 amino acids)
Biological process (GO): endoplasmic reticulum membrane fusion
Cellular component (GO): endoplasmic reticulum
Molecular function (GO): GTP binding; GTPase activity
Source: RefSeq, a predicted model, not a curated record
AUGACUGUAUUUGCUGGCAGUGAUGGAACAGAUGGUGUGCACCUCAUCGAUGAAGACGGACAGAUUCUGCCACUAAGGGCAAUCCAGGAGUACCUUUAUACAGCCCUGAAUGUGCCCGACGGGAGCGACGCGCUGCACCGCGUGGGCAUUAACUACCACGUUGUAGGUGUCCUUGGGGGGCAGAGCAGUGGGAAGUCCACGCUGCUGAAUUGCCUUUUUUGCACCCACUUUCAGAUGAUGGACGAGACGAAGUGGCGAGGGCAAACAACCAAAGGUGCCUUUCUCGCGCGUGCCGCAUUUGCAAACUCAGGUGGCGACGAUGAGGAGGCGGAGGCAGCUGCACCAGCGAUGGUAGGAACGGGGGCUGACACGUCAUGGCCUCUUUUUGUAGUGGACAUUGAGGGCACCGACGGCCUUGAGCGUGGGGAGGACCAAAGCUUUGAGCGGCAGCUUUCUCUCUUUGCUCUCAGUCUUGCAGACACUCUCAUCAUCAAUAUGUGGACAGUUGACGUGGGUCGUUUUAAUGCUGCCAAUAUGAGUCUUUUGCGCACCAUUUUUGAGGUGAAUUUGCAGCUUUUUUCGCAUGACAGUUACAAAAAGGAAGAGAAGCCGACACUCCUCGUUGUAUUACGUGACUUCACAGAUGAAGACACCACGCUCUACUUUAAAACGGUCCGUCAAUCGUUUGACAAAAUAUGGGACAACAUUGUGAAACCAGAGGCAUUUCAAGGCUCCAGCAUUGAUGUUUUCUUUGAUCUACGCUAUCACGUGCUUCCACAUUUCAAGCUGCAGCAUGCUGCAUUCAAUCAGGCAGUGGCAACCUUUCGUGAAUGGUUUUUUCUGUCGACGUGCGAACAGUACUUGUUUCACGGUGGCGGCAUGUUUCGUGGUGUUCCGCUGGAUGGAAUUCCAGCUUACCUCUCAAACUGCUGGGAGAUGAUACGCGCAAGCAAGGACCUUGACAUUCCAACGCAGCGAGAGAUGCUGGCAAGACACCGUUGCAUGGAGGUGAAGAAUAAUAUUAUACAAUUGUUUACGGAGAAUUGCCGUGAGUAUACAGAGUGUUUUCGACGUGGGGAGCUUGUGCCACAUCUCACUGAUGUACUGGACCGCGAGAUCGUCGAUCAACUGCGUGCGUUUCACACCCAAACACAGCUCUACAAGACAACCAUUGUACAUAGUACGGAAGUUGAGCUGGGGGAAGAGCUUCUUAAAAUUGAGUUGAAUCUUAUUGGCGAGUACGCAAAGCAUAUUGCAUUGAAGGUGCUUGCGGGGUUGGACACAACGGUGAGUGAGGCUGUUGACAGAACAUUGCGGUGGAUGCUGCAUCAGGCUCAGUUAAUACCGUUUAUUACCACUGAAAAAGGCAAGACGGAUGAGGGAGAAGAUUACGCGCUCAGAGAGAGGAGUUUUGGGGAGGUGUGUUCUAAAAAGCCUUGCUUAGUGGACAAUGAAAAGUGUCAUGCUCUGGUGCAUGGUUUUUGGAUGCGACUGUGUCACGUCCUGCAUGCGGAAAUGGAGUUGUUUUACCGCAACUCCAACCAGCAGCCUCAACAGCAACAACAGGUUUCCCGUCUUUAUGACCGUUAUGCAUCUUUGGUUGAAGAAGAUCCAGCUCUGCAGGAGAGCGUGGCACACGCCUUGUUUGAUGCCGUAGCUCAGAAAAUCAGCCGCCGUUUUACAUCAAUGGCUGAAAACGCAACGGAAACAAUUCAUCAGGCCUUUGAAAGCGCUCUCAACCGUAAACUAGACGGUACUGUCCGUUUUUUUAAUACAACAAAGGCACUGCAGCGAUGUGAACCACAGGCGCGCCAAGCUGGGCUCGUGUUUUUAAACUGUCUGCUGUACUACCGCAUGAAGGUUGUUGCCGAGAAGGCGGUUUUUGAGCAUGGGGAGAGGGAACACCUUGGCCGUGUCGUUUGCCACUUGCUUGGCAAGCGACGAAAGUUGAUGGUGCGAGAAAACAACGCGGAACAACAUUUUUUUCUGCACUAUACAACCAUUUCGGAGGUUCCGCGGUACCCCACGGGGGUUCUUGUGGCAGAGACUGACUCUGCGGACUCACCAGACAACGCUGUUGAUAGGGAAUGUGUGUUACUCAGCCAACAAGCAGUUCAGCGGGUAUUUGACAUGUAUACGCAAAAGUGUGAAUUUACCAUGCAGGUUCAACUGCGCUCCAUUGAAAGUGAGAAGCAACAUUUGCCUGUCUGGGUGCUGCCGGUGAUGCUGCUGUUAGGAUGGAAUGAGUUGUGGUAUGUACUUUCGUCUCCCAUCCUGCUUCCCAUUGUCAUUUUUGUCGCCGUGAUAUAUUUGCGGCAGAGGUUGUUGUCUCAAUGGGAAAUAUUUGAGGAGACAGGGCCCACGUGUGUUGUAGUAGCGGUUCGCGUUGUACUGCGACACCUUCAGACGAUAUACGAUAAACUUGUCCCAAGAGCAACAAACGAGGUUGAGAGCGAGACACCGCGGUACCGCGACCCAGGCAGUUUGUCUGACGUGGCUGCGCAUGCAAUGCGAACUUCUUUGCCUUCUACUGCUGCUACCGAACCACAAACGGCGUCGUCCCUUGCGGCGUCCGCUACUCUCAAGCAGUGA